UAUAACUUAAUAAUAAAAAUUAUCAUUCGUCAAACUCCAUCGUGACUAAACAAUUCUUUAUCACGUUUUAUUUUACUAUAUAGACUAGUAUAAAAUGUCAAAAAAUCGAAAUUCAUAUUCAAAAAAAUAUAACUAAUUAUCUUGGAUCUUUUGAAUCAAGAAAGAAUUACGAGAAAUUGAAAUUAAAUAUUAAGGAGUUAAAGAACAAUUAUGAAGAACUAUUCAAAAAAUGCAACAUAUUUAAUUACUGUUCUGCUAUUCAGUUUUGUUACUAUGCUUUUAAUUAUUCCAUCAAAAUGUGAAGCCGUUAGCAAUGAUAUGCAACCAUUGGAAGCUCGAACUGCUGAUUUAGUCCAGCAGCCAAGAUACAUUAUUGAUGUUCCUCCUAGAUGUCCUCCAGGUUCUAAAUUCGUUCAUAAGAGAUGUAGAGUCAUAGUGCCUUAAAUUCGCAUGAACUUACAAAAAGUAUAUAUUUUAAAUUGAUAUUUUAAAUUGAAGAGUUGCAUGACUUAAAAAUAAUUAUUAUUAAAUAAAUAUAUAUAUAAAUAUGGAAUUUAUUUCUUAUAAAUGAAAUUUAUUAUUAAAUACAAAGAAAUUUAUAAUAAUUAUGUGUAAAAAAUAUGAUAAUAAAUAAAUAAAAAAAAAAUUUAAAUGA
Molecule: messenger RNA, 655 nt
Organism: Apis cerana (Asiatic honeybee)
Lineage: Eukaryota; Metazoa; Arthropoda; Insecta; Hymenoptera; Apidae
Product: secapin-2
Source: RefSeq, a predicted model, not a curated record